CCAGUAAAUGAUAGGAACCCAUUGAAAACUAAGAUUGACAAACAAUGGUGAGGUUCGAGGCAAACGAAUUGCUGUGUAAACGAGCGUGUCUGAACAUUAACAGGAUAAAACGCUAAGAACUGAAACAAUUAUUUAAAGGCAGUUGUGAUAUUAUCAUUUGGUUUGAUUUAUGUUCGUGACUGAUGAGGGAGGCUGAACGAAACGGAACAUAACAUGGCUUGACCUCAGUAUCAGCAAAAAUAGAACGUCUUCAAGUCACUCAAAGUGUUCGAAUUUUCAGAAUUUUUAAGCUCUCACGGGGAUAUUAAUAGAUAGUUUGGGAAAAGUUCUUAUUUUCUGAAAGAUUAAGUCUUUUUUUGACGGAUUGGUUUAAUCCGGCAUGUUUUUCCUCUGAAUUAGAAUAGGAUGUUUUAUAUUUUCAAGGAAGUUUUUAUGGCCGCCCAGAAAAUAAACUUAUAACGGUCUUUUUACACUUUGGAGAGGAAAUCGUUGCCUUUUCUGAUAUAUUUCGGGGUAAGCUUGUUUCUUUUGCCACUCCGUCGUGUUUUGCCAGUAAAUAGCAUUUAAAGUUUUCCUGAUCGGAUUUGGACCAAAUUAGCAGUGAUUUAAAAAUCUACUGCUAAUUCCUUGAAUUUCCGUGGUUUUUACCCUGCGGCUUAAAAUCCCAGGCGGGAAGUUCAUUGCAACCAGUAUUCCUGGGUUUCUCGCAAAAAGAAACAGAUGUUAGUAAACUCAGUAUGAAAAAUCCAAAACUUUUUGCACCGCAGCGAAACCCAACAGAAAAAUCGCCAUCGACGCAAAAUCCGGGGAAAUGACUGGAGGGGAAUCCUUUACACUCUGUGCCUAAAGCUAAACUUGCCACGAAAAGAUAACUUUUCAUCUCAAACGGUGAAUACCGCAAACGAUAAGUCAAAGUCGUGUUACAAUUGGAACAACCCUGAUGAGAGUGUUGACUGACGGAAGACCACAAGGAGAGAUUCCGGGAUUUUAUUGGUCCACAUCGACCGAGGGGCCACAUAAAGUCCAUCACGGUAAGGAGAUUUUGAGCUUGUUUCUGUUAAUCACGAAAAGGGAAACGUCCAUACGAGCUGUCAUUCAGCUCGAGUUGCCCAUUUAUUAACGAGUACUUCAUUCAACAUGGCACCCCGUGCAAAUCGCGAGUACUUCAGAGUGAGAUUACAUGGCUUCUCGGUGAUUAAUUUAAUUGCUUUAGCGAUUAUUGUGGUUUGUAUGGUGGCAGGAGCGGAAUCGGCCCGCGAGACGAAGGCAAUAAAGACAUCGAAAUCGAGUAAAGAAAAGGAGAAGUGCGUAGUCCGCCAAGAUGAAAAUCAUCGUUAUUUUGUGGAGUGUAGCGUCCCUGGAGAAAAAGGAAAAAAAAGGGGGAAAGGCCCGAACUCUCCCGGAGACAACAAAAAACGCCCAAAUAGCCAGCAGUGUUCUUCUGAAUGUCGCGGAAAGCGAGGCCAGAGAGGGCAGCGCGGGAGAGCUGGAUCGAAAGGACAACCGGGCUCAAAAGGACCGAGGGGACCCCCGGGAGACGACGGACGCGACGGUGUGAACGGAAUGCCGGGGCCCAAGGGAUCGAUUGGACCAAUCGGAAGGCCCGGAUUACAAGGUCCUCCUGGAAUACAGGGCGGCAAGGGAACAAAAGGAAACCAGGGACCUCGAGGGCCGUCCGGCUUACAAGGGCCCCCCGGAAUACCCGGAAACUGUGUGACGCCAUCUUCAUCGAACACCACUAUCCCCCCGGUAUUUUGUUUGCCUGGCAAACCGGGCCUCAAAGGAGCCAGGGGUGAAACCGGAAAGCGCGGUUCACAGGGCCCCCAGGGGCCCCGAGGGAAUAAAGGACCUAGAGGAAGCAAGGGCAGUGAAGGCUCUCACGGGAAAAAAGGCGACCCCGGUCCUCCGGGGGAUUUUGCGGGGUUGACUUGCCUGCCUCGGUACACAGGGUGGGUGGACAGAGGGGACUGGAUAAGUGAACAGCCGGAGGUUCAUUGCGAUAGAAGAGAAUUCUUACAAGGAUUUAGCCUGGAAGAAAACAAAGCUCGUGGUCAAAGAAGAUUCAAAUACACAUGUUGUGCGCUAAGAUUAACCAUCCCUGGACAAGGUUAAUUAACAGUUAAUGGCAAAAACAAGU
Molecule: messenger RNA, 2137 nt
Organism: Orbicella faveolata
Lineage: Eukaryota; Metazoa; Cnidaria; Anthozoa; Scleractinia; Merulinidae
Cellular component (GO): extracellular matrix
Source: RefSeq, a predicted model, not a curated record